ACAAACACGGAAAUACUGUGUAGUUAGGACGACGUCAACGUUGAGUCGCUGAUGCAGAUGUCAACAAUUUGCACGAUAGCUGAUUUGAUAUUCAUAGCGAAAUUACUCACAAUUUAGACACAUACCUAGCUAUCUAGAUAGUGCAUCACAUAUUCCGUUUUCAAUCUAUGGAGUUUUUGCAGUUUCUAUCAUGGGCGUGCAUCGUAUUUACAGUCGGGAUGUUCUCGACUGGACUGACGGACCUGAAGAAGAUGAGAGCUUCCAAAAGUGCAGAUAACGUCCAGUUCCUCCCCUUCCUCACCACAUGCCUCAAUAACCUGGGCUGGCUGUAUUAUGGGAUACUGAAGACGGAUGGGACUCUGGUCCUGGUUAACACCAUAGGAGCCUGUCUACAGUCCCUCUACAUCCUCUCCUACUGCCACUACACCAAUGACAAGAGGCGAGUGACCUCUCAGACGUUACUAGCAGGAGGAGUGGUCUGUGGAGGCUGGCUGUACUUCAGUGUUCUCCUGCCUCAGGGAGAGUCUCAGCUGGCCCAGCUAGGUCUCACCUGCAGCCUGUUCACUAUCAGCAUGUACCUGAGUCCACUCGCUGACCUGAUGGAGAUCGUGCGUACUGGUAGUGUGGAGCGUUUGUCCUUCUCUUUGACUGUAGCUACGUUCCUCACCUCAACAUCCUGGACGCUCUAUGGACUACAGCUGCAAGACUACUAUAUCAUGGUUCCAAACACGCCAGGCAUUGUGACCAGUCUCAUCCGGUUCUUCCUGUUCUGGAGAUUUGCAUCUGUCAAUCAAGGCAUGCAAUCCUAUAAGCUCAUCGAAAUCUAAGUGGCUGGAGACUCGCACACCAAUGGUUACAAGGGAGAGAGAUAACAGGCUUCUUGACCCUAUCAUGGUCAGGCUGUCAAUCACUGAUAUUGUUACUCAUAUUGUAAAUGAUUCAUGAUCACUCCUACCCACCAAGGGUUUAAGAAGACUUUCUCCUCUCAAGGCAGAAGCUGUCCCUAAUCACAGAUCUAGGAUCAGAGUAUCCUAGCAACGGGGGAUGAAAAAUUAUGAAUAAAUAUCUGACCCUGUAUCAGUGGUUAGGGGCAUCUUCCUCAUCUUUCUCCCUCCACCACUUCCUUUUAGUGCCUUCUGUCCUAGUCUGAGACAUCAUUAGUGCCACCUGAGAAAUCAACCAUGGGCGGGACAGUCCUGCCCUGUCAAUCACAGUAGUCUCUUUUACCCAGUGGGAGGUUUUUUGCUCAGCAUCAAUGUGCUGCUAUUGGUUGAAUCGCUCUAACUAACAGGGCAGGAUGAUCCCACCUCUAGUGGGGUUUGAGACCCCCUCACCUUUAUAGUUGACUUGUCUGUCCUCAUCACUAUGGUACCCUGUGAACUAGGGGUGAACAACUGUUCCUGGUAGCCACAGUAUCUGCUGGGUUGUUAUCCUUCUCUUUUAACUAGACUGAUGUACAGUGCAUUUGGAAAGUUUUCAGACCCCUUGAGUUUUUCCACAUUUUGUUACGUUACAGCCUUACACUAAAAUGUAUUAAAUUGUUUAUUUUCCUCAUCAAUCUACACACAAUACCCCAGAAUGACAAAGCAAAGAGAGGUUUAUUUUUUUAUUUUUUUGUACAUUUAUAAAAUUAAAAUAAAUGGAAAUAUCACAUUUCAGGUAUUCAGACCCUUUACUCAGUACUUUGUUAAAGCACCUUUGGUAGCGAUUACAGCCUCGAGUCUUCUUGGGUAGGACGCUACAAGCUUGUCACACCUGUAUUUGGGGAGUUUCUCCCAUUCUUCUCUGCAGAUCUUCUCAAACUCUGUCAGGUUGGAUGGGAACGUUGCCGCACAGCUUUUUUUAAGGUCUCUCCGGAGAUGUUAGAUCGGGUUCAAGUCCAGAGACUUCUCCCGAAGCCACUCCUGCAUUGUCUUGGCUGUGUGCUUAGGGUCAUUAUCCUGUUGGAAGGUGAACCUUUGCCUCAGACUGAGAACCUGCACCAGAGCGCUCAGGACUUAAUCAAGGAUCUCUCUGUACUUUGCUCAGUUCAUCUUACCCUCAAUCCUGACUAGUCUCCCAGUCCCUGCCGCUGAAAAACAUCCCCACAGCAUGAUGCUGCCACCACCAUGCUUCACCGUAGGGAUGGUGUCAGGUUUCAUCCAGACAUGAUGCUUGGCAUUCAGGCCAAAGAGUUCAGUCUUGGUUUUAUCAGAACAGAGAAUCUUGUUUCUCAUGAUCUGAUAGUCCUUUGGGUGCCUUUUGGCAAACUCCAAGCGGGCUGUCAUGAGCCUUAUACUGAGGAGUGGCUUCCAUCUAGCUACUCUACCAUAAAGGCCUGAUAGGUGGAGUUCUGAAAAAAGGUUGUUCUUCUGGAAGGUUCUCCCAUCUUCACAAAGGAACUCUGUCAGUGUUCUUGGUCACCUCCCUGACCAAGGCCCUUCUCUCUAGAUUUCUUAGUUUGGCCGAGUGGCCAGCUCUAGGAGGAGUCUUGGUGGUUCCAAACUUCUUCCAUUUAAGAAUGAUGGAGGUCACUGUGUUAUUGGGGACCUUCAACACUACAGAAAUGUUUUGGUACCCUUCCCCAUAUCUUUUCCUCGAAACAAUCCUGUCUCAGAUCUCUACGGACAAUUCCUUCGACCUCAUGGCUUGGUUUUUACUCUGACAUGCACUGUCAACUGUGGGACCUUAUAUAGACAGGUGUGUGCAUUUCCAAAUCAUGGCCAAUCAAUUGAAUUUACCGUAGAUGGACUCCAGUCAAGUUGUAGAAACAUCUCAAGGAUGAUCAUUGGAAACAGGAUGGACCUGAGCUCAAUUUCGAGUCUCAUCGCAAAGGGUCUGAAUACUUAUGUAUAUAAGGUAUUUCUGUUUUUUAUAGAUUUGCAAAAAUGUAUAUAAACCUGUUUUCACUCUGACAUCAUGGGAUAUUGUGUAAGCUUGAUGAUGAUUAUUAUUUAAUUAAUCCAUUUUAGAAUAAGGCUGAUAAUACUUUCUUAAAGCCCUGAAUACCUGGAUAACCAUACGUCUACGGUCUAGACUCGCUAGUCAAUCACUUAUAUGAAUGGGUCAGUUAAGUACCACGGAGAGAUGAAGCAGGACUGUGUUGGCGGAUUCACAGAAUCUGAAGGGAAUAAGAAGGAAAUCUGGAGCCCUCCAACCAGGAUUUCUGGAAAACCAGGGAAUGUAUUGAAAGUUCCUGUAAUUGUGCAGCCCUUACCCUAACCCUAUUCUAACACUUACCCUACUCUAACCCUAACCCUUACCCUAACCCUUACCCUACUCUAACCCUUACCCUAACCCAACCCUACUCUAACCCUAACCCUUACCCUACUCUAACCCUAACCCUAACCCUUACCCUACUCUAACCCUAACCCUUACCCUUACCCUAACCCUAUUUCUGGAAAACAAGGGAAUGUAUUGAAAGUUACUGUAAUUUUGCAGCCCUUACCCUACCCUAACCCUUACCCUAACCCUUACCCUAACCCUAACCCUUACCCUACCCUAACCCUUACCCUUACCCUAACCCUACUCUAACUCUAACCUUAACCCUUACCCUACUCUAACCCUUACCCUAACCCUUACCCUACUCUAACCCUAACCCCAACCCUUACCCUACUCUAACCCUUACCCUAACCCUUACCCUACUCUAACCCUUACCCUUACCCUACUCUAACCCUAACCCUUACCCUACUCUAACCCUAACCCUUACUCUACUCUAAGCAGACCUGGCAUGUACUCUACAUAAUCGGUACUUGUUCUCUAAAUCCAUGAAAUGAGGGAAGACUAAGAAUUCCAUUCUUAUUGUGUUUCAUACAAUGUUUUUAUUGGUUGUAUUUGGGUCAUGUGUCUUCGUGUGCAAAAUGUGUUUAUUUUAAUUUUUAUUGGUUUACGUUUGUCCAAACUAAAUAUACUGUAAGUAUAUUGUC
This is a messenger RNA of Salvelinus fontinalis (brook trout), 3905 nucleotides long. Its product is annotated as sugar transporter SWEET1-like. Gene Ontology annotation, molecular function: sugar transmembrane transporter activity. The transcript has 6 exons. The coding region runs from base 168 to 827 and encodes 219 amino acids. Gene Ontology annotation, cellular component: membrane. Lineage: Eukaryota; Metazoa; Chordata; Actinopteri; Salmoniformes; Salmonidae. The record is from RefSeq and is a predicted model, not a curated record. Gene Ontology annotation, biological process: carbohydrate transport.